Molecule: messenger RNA, 1981 nt
Organism: Fundulus heteroclitus (mummichog)
Lineage: Eukaryota; Metazoa; Chordata; Actinopteri; Cyprinodontiformes; Fundulidae
Gene: aaas
Product: achalasia, adrenocortical insufficiency, alacrimia
Exons: 16
Coding region: 355-1911 (518 amino acids)
Biological process (GO): nucleocytoplasmic transport
Cellular component (GO): nuclear pore
Molecular function (GO): protein binding
Source: RefSeq, a predicted model, not a curated record
ACCUUUAGGCUUGCCGUAGCUCAGCACGGCGGGAUUGACUGAAAAUACUGAAAGUAGCAUGUGUUGUCAAUCUGCUUUUAAAAUCCACUAAGUCAUAUUUGACCUGACGGUAAGGAGAACUGACAGCACAAGGUAACCUUCACUGCUUAUAACCCACUGUUUACUAAACGGGUUAAGUUAAAUUAUUUAUUUUAACUCGUUAUUUAGCAAGUUUAUUUAGCUAGCUAGCUGGCCGGGGCAUCUUAAAAUACGCAGUCCCGUCUGAGGUUUAAGCUUGAUAUCUGCGUGUUUGACUCCGCUAGUGGUCCGUAGUGUGUCUCCGGGGUCUGGAAGCAGGGACUGACCGCGGUGGAGAUGUGCUCUCUGGCUCUGUUUCCCCCUCCGCUGCCCCCCGGACAGACCACCCUGUGCGAGUCCAACAACGAGCUGCUGUCUGGAGCCAACAACUCCGAGGACGCGCAGGACUCCGGUCCUCUGAGUCUGCAUUUCCCCAGAGAGUCCCUGAAGCUCCACAGCCGCACGGAAAGCAGCAGCAAGGCGGCCUUCCUGGACCACUCCGAAACUCUGUGGAUGAGAAGCGCCGCAGCUUGGCGGGAUGGCGGGUUCACUGGGCUGCUCAAUGAAGUCACCACCUCACAUGCAGAGGUGCCAAAGUGGCUGUCCGUGACGUCUGGGUGCAUCCUGGCGUUGCUGCGGUGGGUCUCCUCUUUUCACGGCUCCCUGUACCCUCAUGUAACACUAAGCAGUGAGGACAUGAUCGCCGAGUUCUCACAGGUGCUAAACUGGCAUGACUGUGUGGUGCGAGCCUUCGCCUGGCACCCACACACGGACAAAUUCGCCGUAGCUUUGCUGGAUGACUCCAUCAAGAUCUACAACCCCAAAAGUGCCAUAAGUCCCACACUGAAGCACCGUCUACAGAGGAACGUCGCAGCAGUGCAGUGGAAACCCCUGUGUGCGUCCGCGCUGGCCGUGGCAUGUCAGAACUGUGUGCUGGUGUGGAACGUCGACCCCUGCUCACUGUCUACAAGGCCUUCUUCUGGCUGUGCUCAAGUGUUGUCCCACCCGGGUCACUCUCCGGUCACGUCCAUCGCCUGGUCUCCGAGCGGAUCCCUCCUUGUGUCUGCCUCCCCGCUGGACACGGCCAUGAUGGUUUGGGAUGUCGCUGCAGAGAGCUGCGUGCCCCUUCAGCGCGUUGGAGGAGGGGGCGUCACCUUCCUGUCCUGGUCCCCAGACGGCAGCCACAUCCUGGCGUGCACACCGUCCGCCUUGUUCAGGGUUUGGGAGACCAGGAUGUGGACCUGCGAGCGUUGGCCGUGCAUAAAAGGGCGCUGCCAGUCUGGCUGUUGGAGUCCGGAUGGGAGUCGACUUCUCUUCACAGUUCAAGGAGAGAUGGUCAUCUACGCUCUGACCUUCUCUGGCUCACCAGGUGUUCCUCCAAGCAUGGUCAAAGGGCCCCAGACGGCAGUAGUUGUGGCUGACCUCUCAGAGACGACCUUCAACGGACCAGAUGGCGACAUCAUUGUCGGCGGCGAGAUUCAGUCUCUGUCCUGGGAUCCACGAGGGGAACGGCUCGCAGUGCUUCUCAAAGGCGAUCCUCAAGCAGCAAACCGACCUGCAAUCAUUGCUGUCUUCAAAACAAGAGCCAACCCCAUCUUUGAGCUUCUGCCUUGCGGGUUUGUUCAAGGAGAACUGGGCGCAGAAGCGAGACUGAUGGAGUUUCACCCAAAUUUCCAGCACGGGGCUCUGCUCACUGUGUGUUGGUCGAGUGGAAAAAUUACUCACAUCCCUUUCUACUUCCUGAGCUCCGGCGUCUCCCACGUUGACCUCAGCCGGAGUCCACCUCUGCCUCACCCACAUGAAAGACCCGCUGACUUUGCUAAUCAGUCACUCUUCACAGAGCUCAUCUCCUGAUGAACGUCGGUCAAAGUUUGAUGACAGAAAUAUUGUUUUUAAGGUUUUGAAUAAAAUUAUGUAAAAAGUU